Messenger RNA from Prionailurus viverrinus (fishing cat), 2589 nucleotides. RefSeq names its product pleckstrin homology domain containing B2 (gene PLEKHB2). Lineage: Eukaryota; Metazoa; Chordata; Mammalia; Carnivora; Felidae. Gene Ontology annotation, biological process: regulation of cell differentiation. The record is from RefSeq and is a predicted model, not a curated record. Bases 136 to 801 code for a protein of 221 amino acids. Gene Ontology annotation, cellular component: membrane. The transcript is spliced from 8 exons.
GCGGUGUGACGUUGGACGGCGGCCAGGACGCAGGCGUGGGGCAUUUGCAGCCAGAGAGCCUCAGCGGCGUCCUUGCGCUCUGUCGCCCUGCUUCUGUGCUCCGCGGCGGCGGCCCGAUAGUUCGCAGGUGGACAGAUGGCGUUUGUGAAGAGUGGCUGGUUGCUGCGACAGAGUACUAUUUUGAAGCGUUGGAAGAAGAAUUGGUUUGACCUGUGGUCAGAUGGUCACCUGAUCUAUUAUGAUGACCAAACUCGGCAGAGUGUUGAGGAUAAGGUCCACAUGCCGGUGGACUGCAUCAACAUCCGCAUGGGGCACGAGUGUCGGGAUAUUCAGCCUCCAGAUGGGAAGUCAAAAGACUGUAUGCUGCAGAUUGUUUGCCGAGAUGGGAAAACUAUCAGUCUUUGUGCAGAAAGCACAGAUGAUUGUUUGGCCUGGAAAUUUACACUGCAGGAUUCCAGGACAAACACAGCUUAUGUUGGCUCAGAAGUCCUGUAUGAUGAGACAGCUGUGGCUUCUUCCCCUCCUCCUUACACAGCCUAUGCUGCACCAACCCCUGAGGCAUAUGGCUAUGGUCCAUACAGUGGUGCGUACCCUCCAGGAACUCAAGUUGUCUAUGCUGCAAGUGGACAGGCUUAUGCUGUACCCUACCAGUACCCGUAUGCAGGACUUUAUGGACAACAGCCUGCCAACCAGAUCAUCAUUCGGGAGCGGUAUCGAGACAGCGACAGUGAUCUGGCACUGGGCAUGCUGGCCGGAGCAGCCACCGGCAUGGCCUUAGGGUCUCUGUUCUGGGUCUUCUAGAGUCCUUCAGAUCUGGAUGUGCAUAGCUUCUGAUACCCUGUGUGCAAUAAUAUAAUUUGCAGGGCAUUUCUGUUGGUGAUAAAUGUUUUUAAUAAUAGUUUAAUUGUUCUUUUGAAAGUGAUGACAUCAUAGUUCUAACUAAUCCAUACACGUACUAUAGAGAAGGCUUCUGAUUUGUGUUUAGCUAAAACAUGGAAUCUCUGGGGCACUGGCUCAUUCCAGGAGUUUCAUUCUAGAACUCUUGGAAUACCUUAUUUUGGACAUACCUAUCUAGAAUGGCAUUUUCUUUUCAGAGUUAGGUAUAGUGCUUAAGGGAUAAUUUAGUGUUCUGUUUAUAUAUGGUGAUGUAUGAGUGAGCAAUGUGGCAAGGAGAACUGCAUCUUCUUUCUGUUUAACAUUGAACUUUGAAGCCUUGGAUCAGAGCUGGCUGCAUGUAACUUCAGGAGUUGUGGACUGGUAAGCAACCAGGAACUUCCCUGAGGCAGUGGGGUGGUAUCCCCAGGACCUCUGGGGCCAGCAAGGCUGACUGCUCAGGAUGAUGGGGUAGGGUCAGCCCCCCUCCCCACCCUCCUCCCUCCCCACCUUCCUCCCCACCUCCUCUUAAAAUGAUGCUUCUUUAUUUUAUUCUUUGUUUUUUUUGGGUAUUAUCCUUGGAAAAUAUCCCAUAUUAGGAAUUGGCUUGCGCCUCAAAGUUUUAUCCUUUAAAACUUGAAGAAGCCAAAACAGUUUGAAGUAUGUGGAGGUAGAUGUGCUUUAUUCAGAGAAGACCCUAUGUUUUUAGUGUCUGCUUUGGAUAUUUUUAUUGCCACAUCAGCCUACUUAUAGCUUAUUUUGCUACUUGUUGAGAAAGUGGUAUUAAGAGUGGUGAGGAAAUGGAAUGAGAGCCAUACUUACAGUGUGACUGUGUCAGGCCUCUGGGGAUCACACUGUGCAGAGGGUGCUCUUUUCCUCUCUUCUAUCCUUCUGAAGAGCAGGUGUCCUGCUUUGUGCAGGACUGGGGCACUGUGAUUGUCCCCCAAGCACUGGGGUUCAUGGAGCCCUGGUGAUGUAUAGGGGGGGCUCUUGGGACCAUGGCUGUUGGGGAGACUCAGGUUACAGAUGGGAAAUGAUUGCCUAAGGACAUGAAUGACCUUCUGUCAAGGUAUUACUCAGCUUGACCAGGACAUGGGCUUUGCUUUUAUUCCUGACACAGAAGCUUAAACCAUGUAAUUUUGAGCCCCAGCUAUGUGUGAAGCUCUGGAAAACCCAUAAUCCUGCACUUCUGUUAUUUCUUUAUAUGAAUUUGUAAAGCCCAAAAUUAGUCCAGUCUUCUGUCCUGCAACCUUUAAAAAAUGUACUUCCACCAAGGCAGUUUAGCACAAUAACAGUCCCUACGCUGGCACUCCAAAAUACACUCCCUAGUAGCACAAAUUCUGUUUUUAUUUUCUGUGGCCAGUUACAUGCAUAACUUGUUUCAUAGGUCAACUGACUCCAUCUCUGAGCAGACUUAAAUAGAUCUCCAUAUGAAGCCAUCUGCCAAACGACCUUGAUGUCAGGUCUGUUUUCCUGGGCAGUUCUGCUGAACUUACACUGUAGAGUCUGUUUCUAGUUGAAAGGAGGUGCACUUGACUGUCACCCCUUUGGAUAUUUGAGACAGUGGAAAAUUGCCAACUGUGAUUUGUGACAAGGUUGGUUUUGAUGAUUAAAAAUGUUGCUCUUAUGAUUUUACAUCCUUUGUAGUAAGAAUGGCUUUGUUUAGAUAGUCAUUAUUAAGAGCUGUAUGCUUUACUAAUAAAAUAUUAAACAGUU